Vicugna pacos (alpaca) is the source of this 3167-nucleotide messenger RNA. Lineage: Eukaryota; Metazoa; Chordata; Mammalia; Artiodactyla; Camelidae. The record is from RefSeq and is a predicted model, not a curated record.
AGCUUCCAGUUGCAACUGCUAACCCCCACCUUUGAAGGGAUCAGCAGGUUGUUGGUGAAACAGCAUCUCAUCCAGAAUCCAGUCAGACUCUGGAGACUUUUAGGAGGCACAUUCUACUUUGAUGUCUCGAGGAGGAGGCGGAAGAUGAAGAACGAUGAGAAACCCAAGGGGAGGAGCCCUGAAGACGAGGAAGAGGAGCGGCGGCGCCGGGAGCGCGAGGACCAGAUGUACCGCGAGCGGCUGCGCACCCUGUUCGUCAUCGCCGUCGUCAUGAGCCUGCUCAACGCCCUCGGCUCCAGCGGCGGCAGCAUCUCCUGGAACGACUUUGUGCACGAGAUGCUGGCCAAGGGCGAGGUGCAGCGGGUGCAGGUGGUGCCCGAGAGCGACGUGGUGGAGGUGUACCUGCACCCCGGGGCCGUGGUGUUCGGGCGGCCUCGGCUGGCCUUGAUGUACCGCAUGCAGGUGGCGAAUAUCGACAAAUUUGAAGAGAAGCUGCGAGCAGCUGAGGACGAGCUGAACAUUGAAGGCAGGGACAGGAUCCCGGUGUCCUAUAAGCGCACAGGAUUCUUUGGAAACGCCCUCUACGCGCUGGGGAUGACGGCCGUGGGUCUGGCCAUCCUGUGGUACAUUUUCCGUCUGGCUGGGAUGACUGGAAGGGAAGGCGGCUUCAGUGCUUUCAAUCAGCUGAAAAUGGCUCGCUUCACAAUUGUGGACGGCAAGAUGGGGAAAGGGGUCAGCUUCAAAGAUGUGGCGGGUAUGCACGAAGCCAAGCUGGAGGUGAAGGAGUUUGUGGAUUACCUGAAGAGCCCAGAGCGCUUCCUUCAGCUUGGCGCCAAGGUCCCGAAGGGCGCACUGCUGCUCGGCCCCCCCGGCUGCGGGAAGACGCUGCUGGCCAAGGCGGUGGCCACUGAGGCCCAGGUGCCUUUCCUGGCGAUGGCCGGCCCAGAGUUCGUGGAGGUCAUCGGAGGCCUGGGCGCAGCCCGCGUGCGGAGCCUCUUCAAGGAAGCCCGCGCCCGCGCCCCCUGCAUCGUGUACAUCGAUGAGAUCGACGCGGUGGGCAAGAAGCGCGCCAGCACCAUGUCUGGCUUCUCCAACACGGAGGAGGAGCAGACGCUCAACCAGCUGCUGGUGGAGAUGGACGGAAUGGGUACCACUGACCAUGUCAUUGUCCUGGCGUCCACCAACCGCGCUGACAUCUUGGACAACGCGCUGCUGCGGCCUGGCCGACUGGACCGACACGUCUUCAUCGACCUCCCCACUCUGCAGGAAAGGCGGGAGAUCUUUGAGCAGCACUUGAAGGGCCUGAAGCUGAUGCGGGCCAGCAGCUUCUACUCUCAGCGUCUGGCGGAGCUGACACCUGGCUUCAGUGACCCCCCUGUGCCGGCAGGCGCUGACAUCGCCAACAUCUGUAAUGAGGCUGCGCUGCAUGCGGCGCGCGAGGGGCACCAGUCCGUGCACACGUCCAACCUGGACUAUGCCGUGGAGCGCGUGGUGGCCGGGUCAGCCAAGAAGAGCAAGGUCCUCUCCAAGGAGGAGCAGAAGGUGGUCGCGUUCCACGAGUCGGGCCACGCUCUGGUCGGCUGGCUGCUGGAGCACACCGAGGCUGUGAUGAAGGUGUCCAUCGCGCCGAGGACGAACGCAGCCCUGGGCUUCGCUCAGAUUCUCCCGAGAGACCAGCACCUCUUCACCAAGGAGCAGCUGUUUGAGCGGAUGUGCAUGGCCCUGGGUGGCCGCGCCUCCGAGUCCAUCUCCUUCAACAGAGUCACUUCUGGGGCGCAGGACGACCUGAGGAAGGUCACCCGCAUUGCCUAUUCCAUGGUGAAGCAGUUUGGGAUGGCACCCCGCAUUGGGCCUGUUUCCUUCCCUGACGCCCAGGAGGGCCUCACAGGUGUUGGACGGCGCCCCUUCAGCCAGGGCCUCCAGCAGAUGAUGGACCAUGAGGCAAGACUGCUGGUGGCCGAGGCCUACAGGCACACUGAGAAGGUGCUGCUGGACAACCUGGACAAGCUGCAGGCGCUGGCGAGCGCCCUGCUGGAGAAGGAGGUGAUCAGCUACGAGGACAUCGAGGCCCUCAUCGGCCCGCCGCCCCACGGGCCCAAGAAGAUGAUCGCACCUCUGAGGUGGAGCGACUCUGAGAGGGAGCGGCGGGACGCGGGCGAGGAGGUGCCCCAGCAGUAGCCCCCUUGCGGGGAGGAGCCGUCCUGGCCCGGAUAGCAGGCCUGCUUGCCUGUGGCCUGGGGACCUGGGAGGGGCGGUGGACGGGCCUGAGAUCUAUUUACUGACUUCCCUGCCUGUGAGGAGUAAACAGACCGUAGUGCAGAGAUGGUUUCAUCUGUGUGUGUGGGUGGUCCUCGCCCGUGGGAGGGUCUUCUGGGCUUGGUAUGGGUGUGCAUGGAGUGGUCCCCUAGCUCCCAGGCUUGUGACACUGGUCUCGUGGGUGCCGGGCACCUCCCAGCCCGUGACUCAGUCAGAAUGCUAGCAGGGCAUGCCUGAAAGGACCCUCUGAACUGAUGGUUGCCCGUCCUCUGCUGGGCCCUGUCCUGGGCUCAUGUGUCAGAAGGGUCACAGUCGGACCGACAUUGGAUCUGGAGGACUAAAGCACCGCCACCUGCUUCCGUGAGGAUGGGCGCACCUGAGGAUUGUGACUGCGUUGGAAACUCUGUGAGCAGAGGGCCUGUAUGUCCUGCGUGGUCAGCUCUGCUCCAGAGGCUGUUGGGUUUGUCCUGUGUUUGCAGUGCGUAAUGUCAGCUCUCUGGUGACCAGUCAGGAGGGGAGGAACAGACAGAUGCAGUCCGCUGCUUCACGCUGGGCUCCUUGCCUGGCAGAGUGGAUAUAGCGUGGCCUGACCGUAGCUUCUGGAACUCUGCAUCUGAGGUGUGAGGGCUCCUCCUUCAGACAGACAUGAGUUCUUUAAGUAAAUGUAUAUUUAACAUAAUCAGAGCCUCAGGGGAAUAUUAGAGAAUACUGAAAGCGUAAUUUACAGUUCUUGGGUUUUGGGGGAGGGGAGGCAGGUGACUUGGUUUUUAGAGGCAGUGCUGAGGAUUGAGCCCAGGACCUUGUGCAUGUGUAGCUAUACCCUCCCCGACUUACAGUUCUUAAAUCAUAAUACAGAUUGUUCUCCACUCUGAUCUAUGCUCAAAUAAACGUGAUUUCUUUGUUAUGCUUUU